This is a messenger RNA of Cordyceps fumosorosea ARSEF 2679, 423 nucleotides long. RefSeq lists its product as hypothetical. The record is from RefSeq and is a predicted model, not a curated record. The transcript is spliced from 2 exons. Lineage: Eukaryota; Fungi; Ascomycota; Sordariomycetes; Hypocreales; Cordycipitaceae. Bases 1 to 423 code for a protein of 140 amino acids.
AUGCAUUUCUCCGUUGUGCUUUUAUCUCUCCUGCCCACAGCACUUGCCGCGCCGGUCGCGGAUGCGCCAGAGAAGCGAAGCCCGCAGGGCCUCCCCAUCCAGGCUGGUUCGCCUCAGGAUACCUUUGGUGGCGUCGGCCAGCCCAAUCCGUUUGCUACCGAUGAGCAGAUCCAGAGCCACCCCGCGGGGUUCUUUUCUGGCCAGCUGGGCAAGAGAGCUGCUGAGAAGCGCAGCCCACAGGGCUUGCCGAUUCAGGCCGGCUCGCCUGAGGAUACCUUUGGCGGCGUCGGUCAGCCUAAUCCGUUUGCUACCGAUGAGCAGAUCCAGAGCCACCCCGCGGGAGCUACCGAGAAACGCGACCCGCAGUUCUUCGGCGGCGAGGGCGACUUUGACCAAGGAUUUGGCGAAGUAUUCGGUGGAUAA